This is a messenger RNA of Hydra vulgaris (swiftwater hydra), 1170 nucleotides long. Lineage: Eukaryota; Metazoa; Cnidaria; Hydrozoa; Anthoathecata; Hydridae. The record is from RefSeq and is a predicted model, not a curated record.
AAUGAGUAAAGCCUGUAGAAUAAAAUCAAGAACAAUAAUUAAAAAAAAGAGAAGAGGUUUCUUAGGGAAGAAAUUUAACUGUCUCGUCAAAGAAAAUAAUGAAAUAAGGUUGAAUGAUAACCCUGCUGUAACAAUUUUGACUGAUUCAAAUAAUACAACUGUCAAUAAUAUCUCUGUAAAUAACGAAUCUGAGUUAAAUUUAUUUUCUACAUCUGUAUCUGAAAAAAGGUAAAGCCAAUUGAAUGUUCCAGAGCUUUUACAAGAAUGAAAAUAUCUGGAUAUAGGAUUAUAGAUUGCUCUAUAUUAUCUGACAUAUUUAGUGCUUUAGCAUGUCCUCAAUGUGGUGAAUGUUCAUCCUUGUCAUUGUCCGAAAAAAUGCAAGACAAAAAAGGACUUGCCUCAAAGUUAAUUAUCAAGUGCUAUAACUGCAAAUAUGAAAAUGAGUUUUAUACUUCAAAACAAUGUAACAGAGCAUAUGAUAUUAAUUGUAGAACAGUAUACGCAAUGCGUUCACUUGGACAGGGACAUUCUGGUAUAGAAAAAUUUACUACUUUAAUGAAUAUGCCACAACCAAUGACACAAAAUAAUUAUGAUAAAUUAGCUGUGAAAAUAGGUGCUGUCACACAAAAAGUUGCUGAAGAUACCAUGUUUGCUGCAGUAGCAGAAUUGCGAAAACAUGCUGCUAAUGAUGAUGUUUUUGAUAUUGGUUUGUCAUGUGAUGGUACUUGGCAGAAAAGAGGUUUUUCAUCGUUAAACGGUGUCUUUUCUGCAUUAUCAAUGGGCACUGGAAAAGUUUUAGAUGUGGAACCAAUGUGCAGGUUCUACAAAGGUUGCUUUUUGAAGAAAGAUCCUUUAAAAACAAACCCUACAGCCUAUGCCCAAUGGAAAAACUCUCACAUUUGUAAAAAUAAUUACAAAAUAUCUGCAAGCGGUAUGGAGUCCGCUGGUGCAAAACGUGUAUUUUUAAGAUCUAUAGAUAAGUACAAACUGCGUUAUGUAAAUUAUUUAGGAGAUGGAGACAGUAAAAGUUUCAUUAAUGUCAUAGACACUUAUCCUGGCAUUCAAGUUAAUAAGUUAGAAUGCGUGGGACACUAUCAGAAACGUGUUGGUUCACGACUACGAAAUUUAAAGAAGAGAGAAAAAUUCUCGGUGGACGUGGUUGUCUUAUAG